This is a messenger RNA of Ipomoea triloba (trilobed morning glory), 2759 nucleotides long. RefSeq names its product probable LRR receptor-like serine/threonine-protein kinase RKF3. The record is from RefSeq and is a predicted model, not a curated record. Lineage: Eukaryota; Viridiplantae; Streptophyta; Magnoliopsida; Solanales; Convolvulaceae. Bases 274 to 2283 code for a protein of 669 amino acids. The transcript is spliced from 2 exons. Gene Ontology annotation, molecular function: ATP binding; protein kinase activity. Gene Ontology annotation, biological process: protein phosphorylation.
UCCCUGAUCAGAAGUUGUCUUUAGUGGAAGACCUUUUCUUCAACAUCGUCGUCUCUGAAUCAAAUCAUUUAUAAUUCAAUCCACCAACUCAUUAUUCAAGUUUCGCCACUCCAUUUUGGCGACCCCCCAGAUUUCCAUGAAUGAUCAGCGCAAACUCAAUCCUCCCACCCACCACCGUCUCCCCCGCCGCCUCGUUUCAGUCUGUGUUUCAGAUUCUCACGCGCCUCCGUGAACCAUAAUUCCCCGCCCCCAACUAACAAAACCGAACAUAGAAUGAUUCCCAUCAUUACUCACCUCACCUUCUUCAUUAUCUUCCUCCAAUUCUCUUCUCCUUGCCUCUCAGUUCGCGAUGUUUCACUGCAACAGACCAAUUCUUCUUCUUCUUCUUCGUGUCCUCUGGAUUUCGAUGCGCUUCGGAGAUUGGUGGAGCAGAGCUCCUCGCGCCCCACUUUGAACACUACAACUAACUGUCAGUACAUCCUUCAGGGCCUCCGACUCGUCCAGUCCGAUUAUCUCCGGCGUACCAAUUCGUUCCUCCCGCCUUUGGUGUCGGCGCAAUCUUGCUGGGAUUCUUAUCAGGCCGUAGUCAACGGUUUCCUCCCCGGCUUCGAUAUCCGAACCCGCUGCGGCUUCCAAACCGGCUGGAUCUCUCAGGGUUGCAUGAACAUCACGACCCGACCCGAAUUCGAGUCCAACGUCUCCGCCGCCGCCCUCUCCAGCGUCGUUUCCGCUUGCAAUCAGUCUCUCGACAACAACUCCCCUUGCGCCACGUGUACCACGAGCCUCUCCAGCCUCUCCGCCUCCUAUCUCACCGGCCCAUCCAUCGGCAACGUCUCGGAUUGUACGGCGUAUCCCUCAAUUUACGCCGCCGCCUUCGCUAACCGCUUCGGCCCCACCGAUAAAGGUACCGCGAAAUGCUUGUUUGGUCUUGAUUCUUCUUCCCCUAGUUCCGGUAGUGGAAAGAAAAAGGUUGUAAUUCCUAUUGUAUCCGUGCUUUGUGGUUUAAUUUUGGUUCUGGGGUUUGGUUAUUGGUACCUAAGGCGAAGAAGGAAAAGAAAAUUUAUGAAGAAAUGGAGAUCUUCUUCUAAUUUGGGCUCUGCACUGGAAUCAAUUAGUAGCAGCACUACUCUGAUUAAAUUUUCAUUUGAUGAAAUUAAGGCCGCCACCAAGAAUUUCUCAAGGGUGAAUAUAAUUGGAAUGGGGGGCUAUGGAAAUGUGUACAAGGGUGUGUUGUCUGAUGGCUCUGAAAUAGCUGUUAAGAGGUUCAAGAAUUGCUCACUAGCCGGCGAUGCAAGUUUUGCCCAUGAGGUCGGGGUUAUCGCAAGUGUUAGGCAUGUGAAUUUGGUGGCAUUGCGGGGAUAUUGUACAACGACAUCCUUUGAGGGUCACCAGAGGAUUAUUGUGUGUGAUUUGAUGAAGAAUGGGAGUCUCCAUGAUCACUUGUUUGGAUCAGCAAGGAAGAAGCUCAGUUGGCCUAUUCGACAGAAAAUUGCGCUUGGGAUGGCUAGGGGAUUGGCUUACUUGCAUUAUGGGGCUCAGCCAGCCAUUAUUCAUAGGGAUAUUAAGGCUAAUAAUAUACUUUUAGACGACAACUUUGAGGCAAAAGUUGCGGAUUUUGGAUUGGCGAAGUUUACUCCUGAGGGUAUGACACAUAUAAGCACUCGAGUGGCAGGGACUAUGGGAUAUGUAGCACCUGAGUAUGCGUUGUAUGGCCAGUUGUCCGAGAGGAGUGAUGUUUACAGUUUCGGGGUUGUGCUUCUUGAGCUUUUGAGCGGGAAGAAAGCGCUUAUAGCGGUUAACGAAGGGCAGCCUACGCUUGUGGCUGAUUGGGCGUGGGCAUUGGUUAGGGAACGGAGAGCAUUAGAUGUAAUUGAGGACAAUAUGCCUGAAUUGGGGGCACCUGCCAUUAUGGAGAAGUAUGUGUUAGUCGCGGUUCUCUGUUCUCACCCGCAAUUAUAUGCUAGGCCAACCAUGGACCAGGUUGUUAAGAUGCUGGACACUGACGUACCAGUUCCAAUGAUACCCGAGAGACCAGUUCCGUUGAUUGCAGGCAUUGAAGAUAUUGAGAGAUCGGUUAGCAGUAGUGGGUCUGGCUAUCUUUCUACAUCUGCUGGCUACCAACCGUACGCAUUUGAGGGAAAUAGCCCUAAAGCCCCGGAGGGAAAUGGUGAAGAUUCUGUUGGCAAGGGAAAUAGCCCUAAAGCCCCGGAGGGAGAUGGUGAAGAUUCUGUUGGCAGAAGAGAACGACUCAAGUCUACUUUGCAGCUUCUAUUAAAUUCUUGAUGAUUGUCUCACUCUUUGGUUGGUUUACAUAAGAUUUGUACAUCACCAUCAAACUUGAGACAUAUUUACUCAGUUAAAUCAAUGUUGGUUCUUGACACGUGUAAAUAAGCUUAUAUUCGACACUUGGCUUCCAGCCUCAAAACCUUAGGGAAGAGAUAAAAGUCUGAACUUGCAAUCACCAUUUGGUAUCAGUUGCACAGCACAGAUGUACUAAUGGAAGUGGUAUACUUCUUGUAGUUGUGAUCUGAUGCACUGCAAUAGGGAAGUGGAAGAGAAACAAGCUUUAAUCUGUGGGUAGAGAGCAGAACAUAUGAUUGCUUGGGUGGUUUCUAAACAAGGAGACACUGGCCCCUCAUAGCGAGUGAGUUGCUAAAUGAGGAUGUAAUAUUUUAGCUUAUAUAUAUAUUAGUUUUAUAGGCCCAUUGCGCGAAUGGGUUAAUGCCCAAUAUUUAUAUUUAAAUAAAUAUUUGAAAGUA